UUGAGCUCAGCUUCAGCGACACCUGCUGCUCUAUUGAAGGCUUCAGACCACAGCAGUCGGUAACGAAAACUCACGCGUUUCGGAGCGUUUUUCAGUAGUGCUUAGAACUGUGAAGAAAGAUAAAGUGCAAGUUCCUGUUUCCUUUUUUUUUAAAGGAUUAAGACUAUAAAUAAAAAUAAUUUAAAAAUUUUUAUAUAUUCAAAUAAUUGUGUGAUUAAAAACAAAACCAAUUAUGGCAAAAAUAUUAUUUUGUGCGGCUUUGAGCUUAGCUGUUUUCUGCUCAUUGGUUAACGCCCAAUGCAAGGAAGCUAAUGGUACCUAUCCAGUAUCAGGCUCAUGUGAUUCUUAUAUCGAAUGCAAGAACGGUGUUGCUGAGGAAAAACUUUGCCCAGAUGGUUUGCUCUUCAAUGAGAAAUCAACUGGGUAUCCAUGUGCUUACCCUAUUGAUGUAGAGUGCACACAGCCACAAGCACGUUUGCAAGCCGCACAACCCACCGACGAUUGUCCACAUCAGUUUGGCUAUUAUCGCAUGGGCGAUGAGACUCACUGUGGUCAGUUCAAAAAUUGCGCUUCCGGAAGGGGUUACGUAUUCGAUUGUCCUGAAGGUUUGGCUUGGAACAAAGACACAUACAAGUGUGAUUGGCCAGAUCAAGUACCUGAUUGUGAUGCUGAAAAAUUCUUGGGCUUCCAGUGUCCAGCAGUUGUUCCACGUUCUGCACUUUUAGGCGAACAGGAGGAAGAAUAUCACUUCUAUCCAUCGAACGAAAAUUGUCAAGUUUACUUUAUUUGCAUUGAGGGCCGUCCACGUCGUAUUGCUUGUGGUGAAGAUCAAGCAUUCAAUCAAGAGAUCAAUGCCUGUGACGAUAUUGAGAACGUGUCCACCUGCAGUGCCGAUAUCAGACAGCGCGGAUUAGACAUUAAAAAAGCCCGCGUUGAUUUACGAGGCCGUUAAAAAAUCUUUUUUUUUAAAUGUUAUGUAUAAUAUUUUUAUGUUAUAUAAUCUUUAAAUAAUUAAACAAUCUUACUUAUGACUUUGUUUAUGUUUCACAGAGAUUUUCUAGUCCAUAGUUAAAUACCACAAUGAUUUUUGGCACUCAAAAAGUGUUCACUUUAUUAAAUUCAA
Teleopsis dalmanni is the source of this 1123-nucleotide messenger RNA. Its product is annotated as protein obstructor-E. Lineage: Eukaryota; Metazoa; Arthropoda; Insecta; Diptera; Diopsidae. Gene Ontology annotation, cellular component: extracellular region. Gene Ontology annotation, molecular function: chitin binding. The coding region runs from base 233 to 952 and encodes 239 amino acids. The transcript is spliced from 2 exons. The record is from RefSeq and is a predicted model, not a curated record.